UAUUAGAAACUAGAGUGAAGGCAAUAGUAACCGGAAGUGUUGCUAUAAAUAGGGAGCAAGGGGAUCCAUGGUAUACGCAUGCAAAGCAAGUAUAAUAAUAUACACUGUGAUUGCAUUCUCUUAUCUUCUUCAUCAUAUUGGUGUGGGGAAGCAACACCAUGAGCCUCAGAAAUGGCAUGUGGGUGUGUGUGCUGCUGCUGCUGCAAGUGGCAGCAUCAGCAGCAGCAAAAGUGAGGCACUACAAGUGGGAGGUGGAGUACAUGUACGCCUCCCCGGACUGCAUCGAGAACGUUGUGAUGGGAAUCAACGGCCAGUUCCCGGGCCCCACCAUCCGAGCUCAAGUCGGCGACACCGUCGUGGUCGCCCUCACCAACAAGCUCUCCACCGAGGGCGUCGUCAUCCACUGGCACGGCAUCCGUCAGAAGGGCACGCCCUGGGCCGACGGCACCGCUUCCAUAUCCCAGUGCGCCAUCAACCCCGGUGAGACCUUCAACUACAGCUUCCAGGUGGACAAGGCCGGCACUUACUUCUACCACGGCCACUACGGCAUGCAGAGAUCCGCAGGCCUGUACGGAUCACUCAUAGUGGAGUUGGAGGACGGCAAGAGAGAGCGUUUCCACUACGACGGAGAGAUCAAUCUCGUGCUCAGUGACUGGUGGCACCAGAGCUCUCACCACCAGGAACUUGCCCUCUCCUCCAAACCCUUCCGCUGGAUCGGAGAACCCCAGAGUUUGCUGAUAAACGGAAGAGGGCAGUUCAACUGCUCCAUGGCGGGAGGCAUGAUCAACAGCACGCUUCCAAAGUGCAGGUUCAGAGGCAACGAGCAGUGUGCUCCUCAAAUACAGCACGUUCUUCCCAACAAGACCUACCGCCUCCGCAUUGCCAGCUCCACUGCUCUCGCUUCCCUCAACUUGGCCAUUCAGAAUCACAAAAUGGUGGUGGUGGAGGCCGAUGGCAACUACGUGACACCAUUCACCGUGGAAGACAUAGACAUAUACUCCGGCGAGAGCUACUCAGUGCUGCUCACCACCGACCAAGACCCUUCCAAAAAUUACUGGAUUGCCAUUGGCGUCCGAGGCAGAAAGCCCUUCACCCCCCAGGCCCUCACCAUCCUCAACUACCACCCCACCUCCGCCUCCCGCCUUCCUUCCUCUCCGCCUCCCGUCUCUCCCCUCUGGAAUGACUAUCAGCGAAGCCAGUCCUUUGCCCAGCAGCUCUAUGCCCUCAUGGGCUCCCCCUCCCCUCCCGCCACCUUCCACCGCCGCCUCGUCCUCCUCAACACCCAGAACCUCAUCAAUGGCUUCACCAAAUGGGCCAUCAAUAACGUCUCCUUAACGCUCCCCACCACUCCCUACCUGGGCUCCAUCAAGUACAAGCUCCAAAACGCCUUCGACACCCGGAGCCCGCCGGAUAACUUCCCCGCGGAGUACGACGUCAUGAAGCCGCCGGCCAACCCGACCUCGGUGACCGGCAGCGGGGUGUACAUGUUCGAGAUGAACCAGGUGGUGGAUGUGAUACUGCAGAAUGCGAAUGUGCUGAACGCUAGCUCCAGUGAGAUCCACCCGUGGCACUUGCAUGGGCAUGAUUUUUGGGUGUUGGGAUAUGGGCAGGGGAAGUUCGACCCGAAGAGGGACGAGGAGAAGUUGAACCUGAAGAAUCCGCCGAUGAAGAACACGGCGGUGAUAUUCCCGUACGGAUGGACGGCGCUGAGGUUCGUGGCGGACAAUCCGGGGGUGUGGGCCUUCCAUUGUCACAUAGAGCCUCAUCUGCAUAUGGGGAUGGGGGUGAUAUUUGCAGAAGGGGUGGAUCAGGUGGGGCAUAUCCCUCCUGAGGCUAUUACUUGUGGCCUCACAGGGAAGAUGCUGGUCACCACCAACACCACCGUCCACUAGUUACUCAUUGUUCUGUAUGUAACACUAGCGAGCGAUCAAUGGCUUAUUAGUCUUGUUGGUUCCAAUGUCGUUGUCAAGUUCGUUUAUAUAUGAUCCAUGAGUAUGAGUUCACAAGUGCGAGUGCGAGAUGCACCGUUUUCUUUUUAGUUUUUA
Neltuma alba is the source of this 2045-nucleotide messenger RNA. RefSeq names its product L-ascorbate oxidase. The transcript has 3 exons. Bases 159 to 1892 code for a protein of 577 amino acids. Gene Ontology annotation, cellular component: plasmodesma; extracellular region. Gene Ontology annotation, molecular function: copper ion binding; oxidoreductase activity. Lineage: Eukaryota; Viridiplantae; Streptophyta; Magnoliopsida; Fabales; Fabaceae. The record is from RefSeq and is a predicted model, not a curated record.